AUGAUUUCAUUUAUGAAAUAUAAUGAAAACGAUGAUGAAAAAUAUAAAUAUGUUUAUGAUGAAGAUUGCUUAGAAUAUUUUACGCCUGAAGAAAAGUACAUUCCAAAAGUUAAAGGUCAUGACGAUAACUCUUCUAAAGUAAAUGAUGAGAACGUAAAAACGGAGUCAUACGUUCCUGGUACAACCUAUCAAGAACUCACCAUCGCGGACGAUCAAGUUUCGUCAGACCAAUCGAACGAUCAUCAUCCAGGAUUCUUUCAAAAGACUUCAACAAAAGUUCUUUUUGGCGGUAAAACUUUUUCUGAUACGUCGUCAUCCAUAUUCCUUGAAGAUCCAACACUCAAUAUAACUACAACCCCACAAAGGGAAAUAAAUAUUAUGAGUCAAUAUAUUUCUUCAACAGGAACUACCACACCGUAUCAGUUUCCGCCUCAAACACCUCAAACGCCUCAAACGCCUCGACGAUCAGAAAGUUCAAUUAGCACGCAAGAAAAAUUAGAAAAAGUGAGUGACUAUUUAACUGCACAGGGUGUAGAUACAACAACUCCUUCUCAGAACAUCCUAGAAGGCACGUCGGAACCUCAAUGGGAAUCUGAACCACAUCAAAUUCCGACACAACAAGGUGCUACCAGUCCUCGUGGAAGGGCUAGUUCCUUAGAGCCUAUUGGAAGAGUUCCUUCACACUCUCAAUCGGGUCGAUCUUCUUCUGAAUCAAAUCGAAGAAUUUCAUCACCUUCACAUGAACCACCAACAGAUUAUCGUAUAAGUCAUGAGAACUUACCGUCGGUUAUACAACAACCACAUGACUAUUUUCCCAUAGGCCGCGUAACAAUUGAAAAUUCGCUUGAACAAGGUUCACAACCACCCGAUACUACCGGACCUAUGAUGCCUCCUACUCCUCUUUCUAGACAUUCUCGACGUGGACGUUCUCGAGGAGCUCACUAG
Molecule: messenger RNA, 945 nt
Organism: Funneliformis mosseae
Lineage: Eukaryota; Fungi; Glomeromycota; Glomeromycetes; Glomerales; Glomeraceae
Source: the annotation of a GenBank genome assembly